Messenger RNA from Sebastes umbrosus (honeycomb rockfish), 2971 nucleotides. RefSeq names its product NOP2/Sun RNA methyltransferase 5 (gene nsun5). Lineage: Eukaryota; Metazoa; Chordata; Actinopteri; Perciformes; Sebastidae. Gene Ontology annotation, molecular function: methyltransferase activity. The record is from RefSeq and is a predicted model, not a curated record. Bases 276 to 2891 code for a protein of 871 amino acids. Gene Ontology annotation, cellular component: nucleolus. Gene Ontology annotation, biological process: rRNA base methylation. The transcript is spliced from 5 exons.
AGACCUGUUACGUCAGACGUAAACAGCGUGUCAGCUAAUACUUCCGGAGUCAUGAACCUUCCUCUGCCAUGUGCAUGGUGGGAGUGUACUCAUUCAGACGCUUUUAUUAAACGUAAAUGAGGAAAGAUAAAGCCGGUUGUUGUUGCCGUUCAGAGAAGAGGAAGCUCCGACUGGACGAGGAGUGUUUCAGGCCAGUUGUCAAAAGAAAAACACCCCGGAGUAGUUUGUAAACGGAGUGGUCUGGCUAGUUAGCUAGCUAGAGGUUAGCUAUCACCAUGGCUCUUUACAUAAAAGCCGCAGAGAUCCUGGAGAAAGCCGAGCUGAAGCAGGGCGCUUUGAAAACUCUGGUUUACGACAGCAAAUUUGAGAACAUCAAGCAGCUGUUUGCUCUGGUUUGUGAGACCCAGAAGUUCUCCUCUGUCCUCGUAGAGAUCAUCGAGACCAGCCAGCUGCUCAAGCAGACCAAGCUGGGGCUCCACCUGGCCAAGGUGCUGGUGUACGACGUGCUGCUGGGCCAGGGGCUGAAGUGUGGCGGCUCCUGGAAGGUCAUGAUGAUGAAGCAUCGGCCCAGACUGCAGGCGGUGCUGGCCCGCAUGAAGGUGAAGCAGAAGGUCAGCAAGAAUGAGGACCUGCUCCCAGCCAGCGUCCAGCAGAGCAUCCAGGACCAGCUGCCCAGGUAUGUGCGUGUGAACACCCUGAAGAUCAGCGUGGAGGAUACCGUAGACUAUCUGAAGAGGGAUGGCUUCUCCUACCUGGGACAGGCCUCCAGCCUGGAGGACUUAGCCGUGAGAAAGAAACACUUUGUGAUGGACAUGCAUCUGCCAGAGCUGCUGGUCUUCCAUCCAAAGACUGACUUCCAUGACCAUUUCCUGUACAAGAACGGCCACAUCAUUCUGCAGGACAAAGCCAGCUGCCUCCCCGCCUACCUCCUCAACCCCCCACCUGGCAGCCAUCUCAUCGAUGCCUGCGCAGCCCCCGGCAACAAAACCAGCCACCUGGCAGCCAUCGUGCAGAACAAGGGCAAACUUUUUGCCUUUGAUUUGGAUGCCAAGCGUCUGGCCACCAUGUCGACUCUCCUGCUGCGAGCCGGGGUCACCUGUCAGCUGCUGGCCAACCAGGACUUCCUGAAGGUGGAACCUGACAGCCCGCAGUUUAAAGAUGUUGAGUACAUCCUGCUGGAUCCAUCCUGCAGUGGAUCAGGUAUGGUGUGUCUCCGGGAUGAUGCGUCCUCUGCUGAGGACCAGGAGAAGGUUGAGGCUCGUCUGGCCUCCUUGGCCUCCUUCCAGCUGCGCUGCCUGAACCACAGCCUCAAGUUCCCUCGCCUGAAGCGCCUGGUCUACUCCACCUGCUCCGUCCACAGCCAGGAGAACGAGGAGGUGGUAACGGCCUGUCUGCAGCAGAACCCCGGCUUCAGGUUGGUUAAUCUGAUGUCUCAGUGGCCUGAACGAGGCCUGGAGCCGCUCACUCAGUGUCUGCGUGCCAGCACCACCAAGACCCGCACGCACGGCUUCUUCGUGGCUCUGCUGGAGAAAUACAGUGAGGCUGCGAAUAAGGAGCAGGAGCCAGUGGUUCAGAUAAGCGAGCCGGAGGUGAUGCCACUCAGCCCGUCCACCUGCCAGAAGAGCCCUGCUGCUUCAGAAGAAGAGCCUAAAGCUUCAGAAGAAGUAGCUGAAGCUUCAGAGAUGGAGGACAACCCAACACCUGCAGCAGGACAGGCUGAGGGGACACCUGCAGCAGAACAGGCUGAGGGGACACCUGCAGCAGAACAGGCUGAGGGGACACCUGCAGCAGAACAGGCCGACGGGACAACUGCAGCAGGACAGGCCCACGGCACACCUGCAGCAGGACAGGCCGACGGGACACCUGCAGCAGGACAGGCCGACGGGACACCUGCAGCAGGACAGGCCGACGGGACACCUGCAGCAGGACAGGCCGACGGGACACCUGCAGCAGGACAGGCCGACGGGACACCUGCAGCAGGACAGGCCGACGGGACACCUGCAGCAGGACAGGGUGAUGGCACACCUGCAGCAGGACAGGCCGACGGGACACCUGCAGCAGGACAGGCUGUGGGCACACCUGGCAAGAAGAAGAGGAAGAGGAAGAAGAAGAAGAAGCAGCCAGAGGCCAUGCCACUCCGCCCGACCAUCUGCCAGAAGAGACCUGCAGCUUCAGGAGAAGAGUCUGAAGCUUCAGAUACGGAGGACAACCCUACACCUGCAGCAGGACAGGCCGACGGCACACCUGUAGCAGGACUGGCUGGUGGUACACCUGGCAAGAAGAAGAGGAAGAGGAGGAAGAAGAAUAAGCCGGAGGGAACACCACUCAGCCCGUCCACCUGCCAGAAGACACCUGCAGCUCCAGAAGAAGAGUCUGCAGCUUCAAAGACGGAGGUCAACCCGACACCUGCAGCAGGACAGGCUGACGGGACACCUGCAGCAGGACAGGCUGGUGGCACACCUGGCAAGAAGAAGAAGAAGAGGAAGAAGAAGAAGAAGAAGCCGCAGGCGACACCUCUCUGCCCGUCCACCUGCCAGAUGACACCUCUGAAGUCUGAAGCUUCAGAGACGCAGGACAACCCGAUACCUGCAGCAGGACAGGCUGACGGCGCACCUGCAGCAGGACAAGCUGACGGUACACCUGGCAAGAAGAAGAGGAAGAGGAAGAAGAAGAAGAAGCCAGAGGCGACGACACUCACCCCGUCCACCGGCCUGAAGAGACCUGCAGCUCCAGAAGAAGAGGCUGGAGCUUCAGAGACGGAGGACAACCCGACACCUGCAACAGGACAAGCUGACGGCCCACCUGCUAAGAAGAAGAGGAAGAAGAGGAAGAAGAAGACGGCAACAGCGACGCCAACAGCGACGCCAACAGCAACAAUAACAGCGGAGUGAUGUGAAAUUUAAAAUGUGACUGCUAUGACAUGUUGUCUUUUAUGUAAGGGUCUCUCAAGUAAAGCUUAUUUUUUACUGUA